AUGAAAGUGCAUUAUGACGUUGGCGUGCUGUUUAUUUCGACGUCGCCAGACCCGAUCACGCCUGUCAAGGAAGUCCAAAGUGAACAGGGACUCAUCUGGAAACAUGACAUGUUAUCAACGACGAAUUCCCCAGUUCUGACGCUCCCUACACCAUUCACGUCUGUGGGCAAUGUGACAAUUUGUCACGGUAGGCACAACCCGGGGCUGUCGAGCAUGAAGAUGAGCUGCAUGAAGACGAUUUAUAAUCGUCUGACCCCUUACUCGAACACCAAUUCCUCAUCAGCAACUACCAGCAGCAUAGCUCCACAUUCAUCAGGUUGCCUUAACAGACUAAAUACAUGCUCGGUAAAUGUGGUGCUGGGAUCUCCUUAUCCAGGCUAUGGGGAAUCGAACUGCACCACUCUUGUGGACGCUCUGGCUUGUCUACGGACAGAAGACGCCCAGUGCCAGGAACCUGACAAAACCAACAUGGUCCUCACCUCGGACGUACUCCGCGCUUUAUCAACGAACUGCUUCAAUACAGUUUCGGUUUCGCCAGGCUGUUCUGCCAGAAAUACGACAUGCUCGGCAAAUAUGAUGUCACCUCCGGCCGGAUAUUCCCCAGCACAGGAAGAUGUAAAGUCAUACUGCAGUAUGAUGGGCAGCACAUUGGCUUGUUUACGCACAGAUGACGUCCAGUGCCAGGAACCAGAAAAAACAAUAAUGAUCGCCAACUCGGGACUGACGCUACAAUCGACCCGCUACUGUUAUUCAAUGCCUCCGGUAUCGUCUGCCUGUCUCAACAAACUGACAACGUGCAUGGCUGAUGGAGGUAUCGUGUUUCCUUUCGUAGGAAUCCCAGAAUCGAACUGCAGCGCCUUCGGAGGAGUUCUAGCGUGUCUACAGACAGCUGACGAACAGUGUCCGGAACCGGACAGAUCGUUGAUGAUCAUCCGCUCAGCUAUGCCUCAGGCAGUACUAACAUGUGACUUGAAUGCUCGGUGCGAUACAAGCCCCUGCAAGAACACCACUGGAGCAAAUCCAGGAAACAUUACAGCAAUUGUACAACUACUAGUUACGUGCAUCGACAGCAAACUGGCGCAGUGUGGCGCGGAUGUGUCUACCUACUCGAUGUCAAACCUAGCGAGCGGACUCAUCAAACUUACUGAAGUAAUGUCACUGACGGGAUAUGGUCUGAGCGCGCUAUACACUUGCCCGAUCCACAGUCGUUGUGAGUUAGACAUCUAUGAUACCAACAAAUAUGCUGGGUUACCUAUCCCAGAAAUCUGGUGCCGGGUGUACAAACAGACGACGGCCUGUAUCCUCUCGAAUAUCAAACCCUGCCAAGUUAUUGUAAGUGAAACAGUCUUGCAGUCGCUGAAUGAUGCCUGGAAUGCUUUCAACACGUUCUGUUCAAAUGAUUUACCAACUUCCACUGUGGCAUCGACACCAGAUUCAACUUCGUCUAGUACUACUGAAUCGUCCACGCCAGUACCCACUUCAUCUAGUUCCACUAUGACAUCCAUACCAGAUUCAACUUCGUCUAGUACUACUGAAUCGUCCACGCCAGCAUCAACUUCACCUAGUUCCACUGUGACAUCCACACCAGGUUCAACUUCAACGACUUCCAGUGUGCCAUCUAGUACAGGUAUAGUAAUGUCUCUUCAGAGUUUGUUCAGCCAGAGUGUUUUCUUCCUGUAA
Messenger RNA from Gigantopelta aegis, 1680 nucleotides. Its product is annotated as serine-rich adhesin for platelets-like. The coding region runs from base 1 to 1680 and encodes 559 amino acids. The record is from RefSeq and is a predicted model, not a curated record. Lineage: Eukaryota; Metazoa; Mollusca; Gastropoda; Neomphalida; Peltospiridae. The transcript is spliced from 18 exons.